CAGAUAGUAAAUAAGCUGGGAAAAGCCAGGAGGAGGCCGUCUCCAUCUUGUCGGCGCCCGCCGCUCCCGCGACGUCGUGAAGAUGGGGAGCGUCCUGGGGCUCUGCUCCGUGGCAAGCUGGAUACCAUGUCUCUGUGGUAGUGCCCCCUGUUUGCUGUGCCGAUGCUGUCCUAGUGGAAACAACUCCACUGUGACUAGAUUGAUCUAUGCACUUUUCUUGCUUGUUGGUGUGUGUGUGGCCUGUGUAAUGUUGAUACCAGGAAUGGAAGAACAACUGAAUAAGAUUCCUGGCUUUUGUGAAAAUGAGAAAGGUGUAGUUCCUUGCAGUAUUCUGGUUGGAUAUAAAGCUGUGUAUCGUUUGUGCUUUGGCUUGGCUAUGUUUUAUCUUCUCCUCUCUUUGCUAAUGAUCAAAGUGAAGAGUAGCAGUGAUCCUAGAGCUGCAAUACACAAUGGAUUCUGGUUUUUUAAAUUUGCUGUGGCUGUUGCAAUUAUCAUUGGAGCAUUCUUCAUUCCAGAAGGAACUUUUACAACUGUGUGGUUUUAUGUAGGCAUGGCAGGUGCCUUUUGUUUCAUCCUCAUUCAGCUAGUCCUACUUAUUGAUUUUGCCCAUUCAUGGAAUGAAUCAUGGGUGGAAAAAAUGGAAGAAGGGAACUCAAGAUGUUGGUAUGCAGGUAAGCCUACAUCUCAGAAUAUCUUCAAUAUGUAUGCACCAUCCCAGCCAUUAGUUGAGGUGCAGUCUUGUGAAUUUUUAUCCCCAGAUGGCUUGGAGACCCAGUUCCCCAUCUUUGCCUCCCAAUUUACAGAAACAAAUUGUAACCCAAGUCUACUAAGCAUAAUUGGUUUCAAUACCACAAGCUCUGCCCCAAAGGAAGGUCAGUCGGUCCAGUGGUGGCAUGCUCAAGGGAUUAUAGGACUAAUCCUCUUUUUGUUGUGUGUGUUUUAUUCAAGCAUCCGUACCUCAAACAAUAGUCAGGUUAACAAACUGACUCUAACAAGUGAUGAAUCAACAUUAAUUGAAGAUGGAGCCAGAAGUGAUGGAUCAUUAGAGGAUGGCGAUGAUGUUCACAGAGCUAUAGAUAAUGAAAGGGAUGGUGUCACAUACAGUUACUCCUUCUUUCACUUCAUGCUUUUCCUGGCUUCACUUUAUAUCAUGAUGACCCUUACCAACUGGUACAGGUAUGAGCCUUCCCGUGCGAUGAAAAGUCAGUGGACGGCUGUCUGGGUGAAAAUCUCUUCUAGCUGGAUUGGCAUCGUGCUCUAUGUGUGGACCCUGGUGGCACCACUUGUUCUUACAAAUCGUGAUUUUGACUGAAUGGGACUCAUUGGCAUGCAAGUCCCACUUUGGUCAUUUCAUUGUUUAUUUGAAAUUAACAGUAUUCCCAACUUUUGUACAGUUACGUAUGUAUAUGUGCUCACUGUGUAACUUCUGUGUUCUGGCAUGAAUUAUAGAUUUUACUGCUUGCCAUUCAUUACUUGCUAAGUGCUCUGAUCAUGUGAAUUGGAAUGUGCAAAGUUUUGAGUAUGGUGGUGAAUUAGAAAAAGGACAGUGGUAGUCUUAUCCUCUGAUCUGUACAUGCAAGUCAAACUGAGUUUGAUUUUAAAAUUGUUAGACCAUAAACUGUUUUUAGGAAGCAUACAAGUAAAUGGAUAGCUACCUUUUGAAAUACAUAAUGUUUUGCCUUAUGGAAGACCACAAAGAACGUGGCUAUUCUAAACUGUGUAAAUAACUUAUUUAAAUAUUUGUUGUCUGAAAAAUACAAGUCUCUCUUGUCAGGAUUUUCCCUUUAUAUGAAGGUAGGGAACUUAUACAGGCAAGGAAUGUUUAAUUAAAAACAAUGUAGGUUGUGGAUGUAGGUAAAGGCACAGAGCCUUUAUUAUUGGUGGUAUGUAUUGUAUUGAAUAUGCACUGAGAUGGUAAUCUCUGUGUUGACAUGAUGGUCAUCACCAACAAAUGAACUUUGUUUUGGUCUUUAUAAAUCCAUGCCAAGUUGUUGUUUUAAUGGAGCUAUUAGUAUUUGGACAGUUUUGAAAAGAAUAAUCAUAGGUUAGAAGAAACUUGUUGAAGCUUUGAAAGCUAGUUUUGAAAAUCAAAGGUGACAAACUUCUGAUUAGUCAGGAAAAUACUAGGCUUCAGUAUAUUAAAAAUAUAGUUCAAUGCUUUUUCAUUAGAAAAAUGAAGAACCUGAAGCAGACUUAAGUAGCUCAAGUAGCCAAGUAGUAGCAAAGCUGGGAAAUUCUAAGUCUACCAAAAAUAGUUACAUCCUCUUUGCCAUAAAAUGUACUUUCUAUUCAUAAUUGACUUUAUACCUCAUUAGUGGUGGAAAACUUAUAUGUGUUGAUGCUGUUCAGCAUGCUUUUGAUCCAUGCACUAAAGCCAAGAGGAUGAUGGGCUGAUGUAGAAUAAAGUUCUGCUUAUCAUAUACUAUGCACUUAAAAAAAUGGUUUAAGUUGCUUUUUCAUUUACUGCUCAUAUAUUGGAAAUAUAUAAUUAUAAUCUUUCAACCUGAAAAUCAAGCAGUGACACUUUAGAUAGGAACUCUUAGUUAUUUGUAUGUGUAAUUAGUGUCUAGUGAAGCUUUUUGAACUCUAUUGCCUCUUUAAUAAUAUUUAUUAAUGUUAAUGGAGUAACAAUUCAGUUAAUUCCCCAACCUUAUUCUGUAUGUUGUUACUGUGUUUCAUAAUAUUGAGUGGCUGUGUUCUAUUAUCUGAAUAAAUCAUUUCAGAGAAA
Messenger RNA from Dipodomys ordii (Ord's kangaroo rat), 2728 nucleotides. RefSeq names its product serine incorporator 1 (gene Serinc1). The transcript is spliced from 9 exons. The coding region runs from base 83 to 1312 and encodes 409 amino acids. Gene Ontology annotation, cellular component: membrane. Lineage: Eukaryota; Metazoa; Chordata; Mammalia; Rodentia; Heteromyidae. The record is from RefSeq and is a predicted model, not a curated record.